AUGGUCCACCUGCAACCAAAUCUGAUGCCCAAGUGCCCAAAAUUUUCAUCACCACCAAACCCUUUUCAUGCACAUUCAACUCCUCAAAAUCACAUUAUUUCUUCAGUUCGUCCCAUACACCAAUAUAGUCCACAGCCACACCAUGAUCAAUUGCUUCCCAAGGCAUCCCUUGAAUUUUCAUCACUCUGUAAUAGGCAACACUGGGUCAACCAACCUUCCUUUAACUCAGGGACACCAAGUAAUGUUCAUACUGAUAUCCACAAGGGAAGGUCAUGGACUGAGGAAGAACACAGGUUAUUUCUGAUUGGAUUGCAAAGAUAUGGGAAGGGAAAUUGGAAGAACAUUUCUGAAAAUGUUGUGAAGACAAGGACUCCAGUUCAGAUUGCCAGCCAUGCUCAGAAGUUCUUUAAUCACCAAAUCAACAAAGGGAACAAAAAGAGAAGAAGAAGAAGCAUCCAUGAUAUCACCAAUCCUGAUGUUCAAACCCAAUGUCAGCAUCAAAAUCAUUUUGUUCCUUCAAGUCAUGCAAUGAAUCAAUCUUAUUACAACCCACAGAAUCCCCCAAAUGCUGUUCAAUCUCUUCAAUUUGUAAACCCAAACGGCAGAUUUCUUGUGUAA
This is a messenger RNA of Neltuma alba, 618 nucleotides long. Its product is annotated as transcription factor SRM1-like. The coding region runs from base 1 to 618 and encodes 205 amino acids. The record is from RefSeq and is a predicted model, not a curated record. The transcript is spliced from 2 exons. Gene Ontology annotation, biological process: response to salicylic acid; response to gibberellin. NCBI's taxonomy places the organism in Eukaryota, Viridiplantae, Streptophyta, Magnoliopsida, Fabales, Fabaceae. Gene Ontology annotation, molecular function: DNA binding.